Molecule: messenger RNA, 3237 nt
Organism: Etheostoma spectabile (orangethroat darter)
Lineage: Eukaryota; Metazoa; Chordata; Actinopteri; Perciformes; Percidae
Product: nuclear factor 7, brain
Exons: 15
Coding region: 16-1998 (660 amino acids)
Molecular function (GO): zinc ion binding; protein binding
Source: RefSeq, a predicted model, not a curated record
GUAAAUUCACAGCACAUGCACGCCUUUCACGUGUCACAGUCCCAGGAGCGAACACUUCAUAAGUCAGGUUGGGUGAGACCAGAAUUCAGUUGGACCUGCAAGACCAAGAAACCACAGACAGGAUCUGGAGCUUUGGGGAUCCAUUUCAAAAUCAGGCCUACCAACAGGGAAAGGAUGUCGUUACGUGGAAGCUUUCUGUCAGAUGAGCAGUUCCUGUGCUCGAUCUGCCUCGAUGUGUUCAACAACCCUUCGUCCACACCGUGUGGCCACAGUUUCUGCAUGGCCUGCAUCAGCAAAUACUGGGAUGUAUGUAAGGUUUUCCAGUGUCCUCUGUGUAACAAGAGCUUCCAGACGCGACCAGAGCUCCAGAUUAACAGGACACUGCGAGAGAUCGUCGAUCAGUUCAGACCCGUUACAAGCGGGGGAAGGCAGAAUGAGAAGAGAGUGGGGAGAGAAGGAAGAAACGGAGGCAUGCCAGACAAUUUCUUGAAUGAAUUGAAGAAGAAGCUGCCUCACCAUCAGCUAAAAAUGGCAUCGAUGCUACCUGACGCUCAAGGGAAGACAGGUCAGCCCAUCCCGACAUCAACAGUCCCAACCUCACUUGCUUCUUCGGUACCAACCUCCAGUCCAAUUGCUGCCUUGACAAACUUCUCCGGAUCUCCUCAGCCGCCUCCCACGUUAACCCACUCCAGCGGCCGGAGAAGGUUCACCGUGACUGGGGCUGCGGUCAGCCGGAGCCUCCCUAUCUGUGAGAUCCACCACAGAGGAAUAGUGAUUUACUGUAGGACUGAUCGAGCAUGUAUCUGCCCUGAAUGUGAGACCUUGGACCAUCAGGAUCACGACACAGUGACUCUUGAAACCGAGUGGAUGGAAACCAAGAAGGACCAGCUGAGUGUGUCGGAGCAGGAGAUCCGGGAGAUGAUCAGACAGAGAAUCAGGAAGAUUGAGGAGAUCAGACAGUCCGUGACUGAACUGGAGUUGGCAGUGGAGCAUGAGACUGUGGGCAGCGUUUCCAUGUUGUCAGAGCUCAUUUCUGCCAUCCAGCGCUCCCAAGCGGAGCUGAUGGAGGUGAUGGAGAUGAGCCGGAGGGCGGCCGAGCACCAGGCCGACUCCAUGAUACGACAGCUGGAGCUGGAGAUUGAAGAACUAGGACGGAGAGAAAGCGCCCUAGCCCAGCUCGCCCAAUCAGAUGACUACAUGCACUGUGUCAAGACAUUUCCCAACCUCUCCAGUCCUCCAAAGUCCAAAGACUGGUCUGAAGUGUCGGUGAACUCUGACCUGGGAACAGGGACCAUCUACAGGUCGCUCGCAGCUCUGGUGGAAAAUUUUCAGGAAGAUCUGAAGACGAUUGCAGAAACAGGUUUUCCUGCCUCAGUAGUGGAACCCAGCCCGGUCCGAACACAGCCCAGGAUAAAAAUGAUACAGGAGUAUGCAGUGGAUGUGACUCUGGACUGCAACACCGCUCAUCCCAGACUGAUUUUGUCAGACGACAUGAAGAGUGUGAGGUGUGGAGACAAACACCAGACACUUGCAGACAAUCCGGAGAGGUUUAACAGAGUCGUCUGUGUCAUAGGGAGGGAGGCCAUCUCCACUGGGAGACACUACUGGGAGGUGGAGGUGGGCGGGAAGACGGACUGGGAUCUGGGCGUGGCCAAACAGUCAAGCAACAGGAAGGGGAAGGUUGAAGUUACCCCGAGCAAGGGAUACUGGUUCCUCAGCCUGAGAGACAAGUACGGUUUUGCCCUUAGAAACAAGUACGCUUUUCGCACUGAACCCUCCACAGAAGUCCAACUGAGCCUCCGUCCACAGACGAUUGGGAUAUUUGUGGACUAUGAGAAAGGACAGGUGUCUUUCUACAACGUUGACGCUAAAAUGCACAUCUACACUUUCAAUGACACUUUCAGUGAGUGCAUCUUCCCGUUCUUCAGCCCCUGCACUAAUAAAUCCGGGAAGAACAACGGGCCGCUAAUCAUAAAGCCAGUCAUCUUGAUGGAGUGACAGGAGGGCACCUGGAAGUUAUUUGUUUCUCUUUUUUUUCUUGUCUUUAACCCUCCUGUUGUCCUCGGGUCGAAUUUGACCCAUUUUCAAAAAGUGUUUAUAUCAGAAAUUGGGGUUUUCUUUCGUCAAAUCCUCAAAAAAAAAAUAACUUGGAUGAAACAAACAGUAAAAUAAAGUUGACAAAAAUGUCAGAAAAAGAUUUUAAAAAGAGCCUCUGUUAACUGUAUGAAGGGUAUUGUGAUCAAUAUGGAGACGUCAGACAUAUCUGUGUACCUUUUCAGUUCUCUGUUCUCUCCAACAAAAAUGACAAAAAAUGCACUUUUUUUGUAAAUAGUGACCAAAAAAAAUGGAAAAGUGACAAAAACGACAAAAAAAGUGACAAAAACAUCAGGAAAAGCGACAAAAGGGUCAAAAAAGACGACCAAAAUGUUGGAAAAAAAAAGUUUGUAUUUAAUUCUGACCCAGAAAAACAGUUUACUGGUCGACGGGAAGACAACACAAGGGUUAAAUACUUUGUUGCCCUGUACAAAAAAACUAGAAUCAAGGCUUACUAAUGCUGCAUUAGAUCAACAACGUGGCUCCAUUUCCUGGGUCUCCUUCUCCAUAAACAUGAAAUCAAGGAGAGGGUUAACUUUUCCUGCUACAGAUUUCUGACAGUGGUCAGAAAGCACAGGGGAGACACGAAUCCGAAUCCGGAGUCCGAAUACGCUCUGAAGUGAAUCACCGUCACUCUCUCACUCGUCUACCACACACUUCCAACGCACACACACAUGCCGGCCCUGCAACGCAUGCAAGCAUGAACUUUAGACCACAUACGUACGCUACAGCAACAACAGCGUGGAGUCUACGCAGAACCAUAAAUCAGCCUUUGAUAAAUUGUGGUUGUAUGCCUCCACCAACCAGUCAAAUUGCAGUUUACAUCCAUGUUUACAUCCAAUGUUCGUCCAUGAAAUACAAUAAUACAAUACAAAUACAAUUGAUGACUUUCAUUCCUGACUAAACUCAUCUGUACGUUCCUCUGAUCUUAACUAUUCGUCAAAAUAAUUCAUAAUUUCUGCUUUAUUAACUCACAUAUUAGGUAUAAAUCUUUAUAAAUGAGGGUUACUGACCAUGAAUUCCAAAAGGUACAGUAAAACUAGUUGUAGUAAGGUGGUGUUAAUGAAAAAAAAAAAAAGUCUGGAAAAGGGACAACAAUGUCAAAUUUUUGUCCCUUUUUGACCCGGGAAGACAACACAAGGG